Mastomys coucha (southern multimammate mouse) is the source of this 2316-nucleotide messenger RNA. Its product is annotated as vacuolar protein sorting-associated protein 52 homolog. Gene Ontology annotation, molecular function: syntaxin binding. The record is from RefSeq and is a predicted model, not a curated record. Lineage: Eukaryota; Metazoa; Chordata; Mammalia; Rodentia; Muridae. Gene Ontology annotation, biological process: endocytic recycling; lysosomal transport; retrograde transport, endosome to Golgi. Gene Ontology annotation, cellular component: GARP complex.
UGGAUAUCACCUCUGAUGAAUUCAUCUUGGAUGAAGUGGAUGGUAAGUGGGUGUGGUCUCAGACACUAUUCAAAGCAGGUGGAACUGGAGCUGCAGCAGAUUGAGCAGAAAUCAAUCCGGGACUAUAUCCAAGAGAGCGAAAACAUAGGGUCUCUGCACAAUCAGAUCACAGCCUGUGACACAUUCUUGGAGCGCAUGGAGCAGAUGCUGGGAGCUUUUCAGAGCGACCUCAGCUCCAUCAGCUCUGAGAUCCGGGCCCUGCAGGAGCAGUCAGGGGCCAUGAAUAUCCGACUUCGUAACCCACAAGCAGUUCGGUGGAAGCUUGGGGAACACGUCGAUGGACUGGUGGUGCCCUCUGCUCUGGUCACAGCAAUUCUGGAAGCUCCUGUGACCGAGCCCAGGUUCCUGGAGCAGCUGCAGGAGCUGGAUGCCAAGGCAGCAGCAGUCAGAGAGCAGGAGGCUAGAGGCACCGCUGCCUGUGCUGAUGUCAGAGGUGUGCUCGACCGCCUCCGCGUCAAGGCAGUGACGAAGAUCCGCGAGUUCAUUCUCCAGAAGAUUUACUCGUUCAGAAAGCCGAUGACCAACUAUCAGAUCCCCCAGACGGCCCUGAUGAAGUACAGGUUUUUCUAUCAGUUCCUGCUGGGCAAUGAGCGCAACAAGGAGAUCAGGGAUGAGUACGUGGAGACGCUGAGCAAGAUCUACCUGUCCUACUACCGCUCUUAUGUGGGCCUGCUCAUGAAAGUGCAGUAUGAGGAAGUUGCUGAGAAAGGGUAUCUAAUGGGUGUAGAAGACCCAGCAAAGAAAGGCUUCUUCUCAAAGCCGUCCCUCCGAAGCAGGAACACCAUCUUUAUCCUGGGCACCCGUGGUGCUGUCAUCUCACCGGCCGAACUCGAGGCCCCCAUCCUGGUGCCCCACACUGCCCAGCGUGGAGAGCAGAGGUAUCCGUUUGAAGCGCUCUUCCGCAGCCAGCACUAUGCCCCCCUAGACAAUUCUUGCCGUGAAUAUGUUUUCAUCUGUGAAUUUUUCAUCGUGUCUGGCCCGGCUGCACAUGACCUGUUCCACGCUGUUAUGGACCACACGCUCUCCAUGACGCUGAAACACCUGGAGUCCUACCUGGCCGCCUGCUACGACACCAUUGCUGUUUUCCUCUGUAUCCACAUUGUUCUCCGGUUCUGCAACAUUGCAGCAAAGAGGGACGUCCCUGCCCUGGACAGGUACUGGGAGCAGGUGCUUGCCUUGCUGUGGCCUCGGUUUGAGCUGAUCCUGGAGAUGAAUGUCCAGAGUGUCCGCAGCACUGAUCCCCAGCGCCUUGGGUGACUGGACACUCGGCCCCACUAUAUCACAUACCACUAUGCUGAGUUCUCCUCUGCACUUGUCAGCAUCAACCAGACCAUCCCCAAUGAAUACAUGCUGCAGCUGCUGGGACAGAUCCAGGUGGAGGUGGAGAAUUUUGUCCUCCGAGUGGCUGCGGAGUUCUCCUCCAGGAAAGAGCAGCUUGUGUUUCUGAUCAACAACUAUGACAUGAUGCUCAGUGUGCUGAUGGAGCAGGCUGCUGAUGACAGCAAAGAGGUGGAGAGUUUCCAGCAGCUGCUCAAUGCUUGGACACAGGAGUUCAUUGAGGAGUUGCUGUCUCCCCCCUUUGGGGGUCUGGUGACAUUCGUGAAGGAGGCUGAGGCCUUGAUUGAGCGUGGGCAGGCCGAGCAGCUCCGAGGGAAGGAAGCCCGAGUCACUCAGCUGAUCCAUGGCUUUGGUAGUUCCUGGAAGGCGUCCAUGGAGUCCCUGAGUCAGGAUGUAAUGCGGAGUUUUACCAACUUUCGAAAUGGAACCAGCAUCAUCCAGGAGGCGCUGACCCAGCUGAUCCAGCUGUACCAUUGCUUCCAUGGGGUGCUGUUCCAGCCCCAGCUCCGAGCGCUCCAGGCCAGGGCCAAGCUCAUCAACAUCCAUCACCUCAUGGUGGAGCUGAAGAAACACAAGCCGAACUUCUGAUUCAGACCCACCGUGGCCCUGAGCUCCCAUGGACUCUGUAGGUUGCAUACUGUCACCUGGGACCCCCUUUCCCAUUCCUGUUAUCUCCAAGGCUUCCACACACCCCACUCAGCCUCCAUUGCCAGGACUCUGUCUCAACAGAGUGUCAGCUCUUCCGCUGUUGAAUCACACCUGUAAGCUUUCCCGCCCCAGUCUCUGACUGACCCUCAGCUCUUAGGGCAGAGCUCUUAGGACACACGCCACCCUGUAGCUGAUCUUCGGGCUCUUCUGGGACAAUGAUGUCUCCUCCUGGCGCGGCUCACUCUGUGGCAAUAUAAGUACUUACUCUGC